CCGCCUUACUUAACCGGCCGAUUGCUUGUUGACAAGGAACGCCACUUCUCUGCUUAGAAGUUACGAUUAAAACAUUGUGAUAUUGGUGAUAAAAUGGCAUCGCCUAACUCAUAUAAGCUAAGGUGCUCCAUACCUGGCCAUGAAAUGGAUGUUAGAGGUCUUGCAGCUGCUUUUUUCCCUGAAGGAGCCUUUAUGUCUGUUUCCAGAGACCGAACCGGAAGAGUCUGGGUACCAAACUCAAGGUACCGUUGGUUAGCUAAUUUAGCUUAGCUCAAAAGACAUUUAAUGUGUUUAUCUCACCAUUUUAAUGUCGUAAAGAUAAUAAUUUACCAGCCCUUAGCCACACAUAUAUCGAUGCCCCUCUCAAUUUACCAUAACCAUAAUUUCAAGGCAAACCAAGAAGGCUCUGCUAACGGAUACUAGCUAGCUAGCUAACAUAAUUAGCGUUGUCAUUCACUCAACUGAACUGUGCAACCAAACCACACUAUGGUGUGGAAGUGUGGUUUCACUUCUGAUAUUCCCCCAUUAAUAACAUUGAUGUCACACAAACUGUACGGGACACAAACGUGACACAAGUUUUCUAAACCUUGAAUGACAAUCUAUGCGCACAAGGUUUCUCUAGGCCAUAUGGCUAGUACAGUACUAAUUUUAUAGCUAACAGUAAGCUUUUGUAUAAAGCUAGUCACUGGAAGAAGCCAGAGACUGUUCAGAAUUACUAGAUUUAACACCACAUUGUUGCUGUUGUCCUGCUCUGUGUUUUCAAUGUAAUCCAAUGUAACUUUAAAUAGCAUAUGUUCUGUGUCGAAUUCUGUCUACAGCCCAGACAGGGGGUUCACAGAAAUGCAUUGUAUGACAGGCCAUCAGAACUUUGUAUCCUGUGUAUGCAUCAUUCCGCCCAGCGACACGUAUCCUCGGGGACUCAUAGCCACAGGUGGAAACGACCACAACAUCUGUGUUUUUACACUGGACCAACCACAACCAUUGGUCACUCUCAAGGGACACAAAAACACAGGUAUAGUUGAUAUACUGUUGAUGCAGGUAGCCUAGCAGGUUGCUGGUUCAAAUCUUCGAGCCGACUAGGUGAAACAUCUGUCGAUGUGCCUUGAGCAAGGCACUUAACUCUAAUUGCUCCUGUUAGUUGUUCUGGAUAAGAGCGUCUGCUAAAUGACUGAAAUGUAAUGCAUCAUUGUGGAACAACUAACUCAACUUGACCACUUAAAAUACCAACUUGGUCUGAUGACGCUUUCGUUGUGUAUAACUAGAAACUGUCCAUGUUAUGUAUGUCCACAGUGUGUGCACUGUCCUCUGGGAAGUUUGGAACACUACUGAGUGGCUCAUGGGACACCACAGUAAAAGUCUGGCUCAACGAGAAGUGCAUGAUGACCUUACAGGUAAAGUGUCUGAGAAUUGUCUAUAGUAAUUUUGAUCUGGGUCAUGUUCAGUUGGGCUCACUGUAGCAAAACGUUUUGCAACAAAAUGAAAAUCUGUGUUCUAAUUGGAUAAGUUUCAAAACGUUUUCUCCCUGCUGAACACAACCCAGGUGAGUGACCAUGGCAAGAGCACGCACCCCUGAGGGGCCCCGUGUUGAGGAUCAGCGUGCCAGAUGUGUUGUUACCUACCCUUACCACCUGGGGGCGGCCCGUCAGGAAGUCGAGGAUCCAGUUGCAGAGAGAGGUCCUUAGCUUAGUGAUGAGCUUUGAGGGCACUAUGGUGUGAUUGCGUCAUCUGUGGAUCUGUUGGGGCGGUAUGCAAAUUAGAGUGGUUCUAGGGUUUCUGGGAUAAUGGUGUUGAUUUGAGCCCUGACCAGCCUUUCAAUGCACUUCAUGGCUACAGACGUGAGUGCUACGGGACUAUGGUGGUCUGCUUGAAACAUGUUGGUAUUACAGACUCAGUCAUGGACAGGUUGAUAAUGUCAGUGAAGACACUUCCCAGUUGGUCAGCGCAUGCUCCGAGUACACGUCCUGGUAAUCCGUCUGGCCCUGUGGCCUUGUGAAUGUUGACCUGUUUAAAGGUCUUAGUCACAUCGGCUACGGAGAGCGUGAUCACACAGUCGACCGGAACAGCUGAUGCUCUCAUGCAUGCUUCAGUGUUGCUUGCCUCAAAGCGAGCACAGAAGUUAUUUCGCUCAACUGGUAGGCUCGUGUCACUGGGCAGCUCGUGGCUGUGCUUCCAUUUGUAGUCUGUAAUAGUUUGCAAGCACUACCCUUUAGCUCAGUGCGGAUGUUGCCUGUCAUCCAUGGCUUCUGGUUGGGGUAUGUACGUACGGUCACUGUGGAGACGACGUCAUCGAUGCCCUUAUUGAUGAAGCAAGUGACUGAUGUGGUGUACUCCUCAAUGCCAUCGGAAGAAUCACGGAACAUAUUCCAGUCCUGUAGCUUAGCAUCUGCGUCAUCUGACCACUUCUUUAUUGACCGAGUCACUGGUGCUUCCUGCUUCAGUUUUUUUGCUUGUAAGCAGGAAUCAGGAGGAUAGAAUUAUGGUCAGAGUUGCCAAAUGGAGAGUGAGGGAGAGCUUUGUAUGCGUCUCUGUGUGUGGAGUAAAGGUGGUCUAGAGUUUUUAAUUUUUAUUUAACAUGCUGGUAGAAAUGAGGUAAAAAUGGAUUUAAGUUUCCCUGCAUUAAAGUCCCCAGCACUAGGAGCGCCGCCUCUGGAUGAGCGUUUCCUUGUUUGCUUAUGGCCUUAUACAGCUCAUUGAGUGCGGUCUUAGUGCCAGCAUCGGUUUGUGGUGGUAAAUAGACAGCUACGAAAAAUAUAGAUGAAAACUCUCUUGGUAAAUAGUGUGGUCUAUAGCUUAUCAUGAGAUACUCUACCUCAGGGGAGCAAAACCUUGAGGAAAUGAAUGCGGUUUUUAGAGAAAAGCGAGUUGAUUUUGUUUAGUUAAUUUCUUUUUUGGUAGUUUGUAUGAUAUUUAUUUAUUUUUACCCAAAUGUUUUCCUUUUUUGGGAUCCUUAUUCUCCACUCGCACAGUAGGUGGUGGAAUGCACAUUUAAUUGUUGCGAACGCCGUCAUACCAUAGAAGAAGAAUGAGAGGGGGAGCGAUAGAGAAAUAUACUUAGAGGAAGGGGGAGAGCCAUCAACAGCUGCUUGAUAUUAUUGGGGUAGGAGGAAGAAUGUACAACUGGAUAAAGGAUUUCCUGUUUAGAAGGUCUAUCCAGGUGAGGGUGGGGAAGUCUCUAUCAGGCAGAUACCUGGUGGAUAACGGUACACCACAGAGGAGCGUGAUUAGUCCUCUGUUGUUCUCAAUCAUGAUCAAUGAUGUUUACUCAGGUACAGCCAGAUAUAGGGAGGUCGUUAUUUACAGAUGAUGGUGCCUUAUGGAAGAGGGGAAGAAAUGUGCCAUACAUAGUCAGGAAGGUACAGGAAGCAAUUGAUGGGGUAGAGCGAUGGGCAUUAAUGUGGGGAUUCAUGUUCUCUGUAGAGAAAACUCAAACAGUGUUCUUUACCAGGUGGGAGAUGAGGUAUGCUUGAGGUUAUAUGGGAGAAACUUGGAGAGGGUGGGGGCCUUCAGGUUCCUUGGGGUAUACUUUGACACUAGACUGACCUGGGCAGAACACAUUGAGAGAGUGGUGGGAAAGUGUAAGAAGGUGCUAAAUGUGAUGCGCCGUCUGACGGGGAAGCAGUGGGGGGCUGGGCGUUCCUCAUUGAAGACCAUGUAUGUUGCAUUGAUCCGAUCUGUAAUAUACUAUGGCAGUAUAGCAUAUGGUUCGGCAGCCCAGACCUCAUUGGAAAGGCUAGAUGUCAUAAAGGGGCAAGGACUCAAAAUAUGUAGUGGGGCGUUUCGGACGUCCCCAGUGGCUGCAUUACAGGUGGAGAUGGGGGAUAUGCCAUUGCAGAUUAGGAGACAGCAGCAGGCAAUGAAUUAUUGGGUCAACCUACAAGGACAUGGGGUGUCUCAUCCUGCGAAAGGGAUUUUACAGGCAUGCUGGGAACAUGAGCGAAGACCGAACACAAGCUUUGGGUGGGUGGGUAAUACCCAGGCAAAGGAGAUGGGACUGUAUGGAAGGGAGUUUAGUCCAAUGGUAGCUAUUCCUAUAAAUCCACCAUGGCUACUCCUGCCUCCAGUAGUUGAUCCAGAAGUGUUGGAGAGACUACAGAAAGAUCGGAAGGGUGUUGAUCCAUCAGACGUCUGGAUACUGUGUAUCAGGAUUUUGUGGCCAUAUACACAGAUGGUUCAAAGGAUCCAAGGACAGGACAUACUGGGUCAGCAUUUGAAGUGCAGGAAUGUGGGGUGGAAGUCAGGAAAAGUAUUACAGAUCAUCUGGCUGUAUAUACGGCGGAGCUGAUGGCCAUACUGUUGGCCUUCCAGUGGGUGGAGGAAGUCAAACAAGACAGAGUAGUUAUUUGCUCUGAUUCAUGUGCAGUGUUAAUGAGUCUCCAGUCCUUUAGCUCACGUAGCAGACAAGACCUGCUUUAUGAGGUGCUACAAACCCAUGGCAGGUAGCUUAGUGGGUAAGAGCGUUGUGCCAGUAACCGAAAGGUCGCUGGUUCUAAUCCCCGAGCCGACUACGUGAAAAAUCUGUCGAUGUGCCCUUAAGCAAGGCACUUAACCCUAAUUGCUCCUGUAAGUCGCUUUGGAUAAGAGCAUCUGCUAAAUGACAAAAAAAAAAGUUGUGCUCUUUGUAUUCUAGGGACACACAGCAGCAGUGUGGGCGGUGGUCAUAUUACCUGAACAAGGCCUCAUGCUGUCUGGAUCAGCUGACAAGACCAUCAAGCUGUGGAAGGCUGGACGUUGUGAGAAGACAUUUACGGGUGAGAGAUUAAUGCACCCACUACCCACGGUGCCCUCAAUAAAUAUUGUGUUAAAUGUCCUUGUCCGUCCCAGGUCACGAGGACUGUGUCAGGGGGUUAGCGGUGGUCAGCGACCUGGAAUUCUUCUCCUGCAGCAACGACGCCAGCAUCAGGAGAUGGCUGGUGACUGGAGAAUGUGUGCAGGUAUACUACAGCCACACCAACUACAUCUACAGCCUGGCCGUCUUCCCCAAUGGACAAGGUACAGUAUGGACGACUGAACCCUGAGAAUCUACUAGUGCCCUGUUUGUGGAACCACUAUGCCCUAGGAAAGUGUAUUGUAAUCUAUAGGCUGAUCCGCUCCUACUUAAAUGUAUUUUGGUAUAUCAUUUCUAAAUAGUUAACAGAACCUUUUGUAUUGUUAUUGGCCGCCUACUUGUCAUCUUUUUUUGUGAUUCAUAUUGUCGAAAAGAUAACUCCUGCACACACAAUAUUAUCUCUGCACAUUUACUGUGUUGACGUUUCCGUCAGAUACAUUCUUCUAGACAAUUUGUUGGUGCUCCCCUUCCUUCUCAGAUUUCAUAAGCACAGGAGAGGACCGGACCUUGAGGAUAUGGAAGCAGGGCGACUGCCAACAGACCAUCCGUCUCCCAGCCCAGUCCGUGUGGUGCUGUUGCAUCCUGCCCAACGGGGAUAUAGCUGUGGGCGCCAGGUAAACCCCAAACCCAACUGUCUAUUUAUUUUGCCGCAUAUGGGCACCUAUACUGCUACUGCACCGAAAUUAUAAUCCAAGUACAAAAUCUUCUCCUUGGUGUAUGCUCAUACAAGAUGGCGAUGCCCCCUACCUCCUUAUAGCUUCACACACAAGGUAAACAAAGGUAAACAUAGUUGGAGGUGAGGUGAGAGCGAUGUUUAUUAUAUGACCUUGCUUUUGUGUCACCGGUCGUGUUAUUUGCCGUACAGUGAUGGCCUCAUCAGAGUGUUCACUGAGGUGGAAGAUCGUAUGGCCAGCCCCCAGGACCUCCAGGCCUUCGAGGACGAGCUCUCCAAGACAACCAUCGACCCCAAGACAGGGGACCUGGGGGACAUCAAGAUGGAGGAUCUUCCAGGAAAGGAGCACCUCGAGGAGCCUGGUAAAUUUAUUUGUAUCUGCAUGUUCUAUUAUGUUAUUCCAUUCCACUAUAUACAGUGAGCUCCAAAGGUUGGCUCUGUACAUUGAAAUGAUACAAUGACUAUGAGGUUAAAGUGCAGACUGUCAGCUUUAAUUUGAGGGUAUUUUCAUCCAUAUCGGGUGUACCGUUUAGAAAUUGCAGCACUUUUUGUACAUAGUCCCCCCAUUUUAGGGGACCAAAAGUAUUGGGACAAAUUCACUUAUGUGUAUUAAGGUAGUCAAAAGUUUAGUAUUUGGUCCCAUAUUCCUAACACGCAAUGAUUACAUCAAGCUUGUGACUCUACAAACUUGUUGGAUGCAUUAGCUGUUUGUUUUGGUUGUGUUUCAGAUUAUUUUGUGGCCAAUAGAAAUGAAUGGUAAAUAAUGUAUAGUCAUUUUGGAGUCACUUUUAUUGUAAAUAAGGAUAGAAUAUGUUUCUAAACACUUCUACAUUAAUGUGGAUGCUACCAUGAUUAUGGAUAGUCAUGAAUAAAUCGUGAAUAAUGAUGAGUGAGAAAGUUACAGAUGCACAAAUAUCAAACCCCCAUUUUAUGGGGGGUAUGAUAUUUGUGCCAAAUCCAAAGUCCUGGAGUACAGAGCCAAAACCCCCAAAAAAAAUGUCACUGUCCCAAUACUUUUGGAGCUCACUGUAUGUAUUGAUACCUACAGUCAGGUCCAAAAUUAUUGGCACCCUUGAUAAAGAUGAGCAAAAAAUACAGAGCUACUGUAUUUUGUAUGCAUUUUUUUGUUGUUGAAAAUUCUAUUAUUUCAUACUCAUACAAUUGCUCAGAGAAAGAGAUUUUGUUUAACAAGUAAGAUUUUUUUCUCUCAAAAAGAUAGGGGUCAAAUUAUUGGCACCCCUGUUUUCAAUACCUUUCAAUACAUCUCCUUGCGAGGAUAAUGAUAAUGAGAUUGGAGAACACAUUGGCAAGGAUCUUAGACCAUUCCUCCAUAUAUGGAAUAUCCGAGUUUCAGCCUCCUGGCAGAGGCAACCAGGUUUUUGGCAAAAGUUUCCUGGUACUGGGUAAAGUUCAUGAUGUUGUUGACCUUAACAAGGCCCCUAGGACCAGUGGAAGCAAAAUAGCCCCAUAACAUCAAAGAUCCAUCACCAAAUUUUACAGUAGGAAUGGGGUUAUUUUCUGCUUAUGCAUCUUUCUUUCGACGCAAAACCCACCACUGGUGUGUAUGGCCAAAGAGCUGUAUGUCAUCUGACCUUAGCACCGGUUCCAAUCCAAGUGCCAAUGCCGUUAAGCAAACUCCAGGUGUUUACAUUUGUUUGAUGACAUGAAAAUAGAGCUCUUUGGCCACGCACACCUCACAAGGUGAGGUAUUGAAAACAGGUGUGACAAUCAUUUUGAGACCUAUCUUUUUGAGAAAAAUUACAAUUCUUGUUAAACAAAAUGUAUUUCUCUGAGCAAUUGUAUUAGUAUAAAAUAAAAAUGCAUACAGAACAUAUUCAUACCCCUUGACUUGUUCAACAUUUUGUUGUGUUACAGCCUGAAUUCAAAAUGGAUUAAAUAUUUGUUUUUCUCUCACCCAUCUACACACAAUACCCCAUAAUGACAAAGUGAAAACAUGUUUUUAGAACUUUUUUCAAAUGAAAUACAGAAAUAUAUAUUUUGCAUAAGUAUUCACACCCCUGAGUCAAUACUUUCUAGAAGCAUCUUUGGCAGCGAUUACAGCUGUGGUCUUUCUGGGUAAGUCUCUUAAGAGCUUUCCACACCUGGAUUGUGCAACAUUUGUCCAUUUAUUCUUUUAAAAAUGCUUCAAGCUCUGUCAAAUUGGUUGUUGAUCAUUGCUAGACAACCAUUUUUAGGUCUUGCCAUAAACUUGCAAGUAGAUUUCAGUCAAGACUGCAACUCGGCCACUCAGGAACAUUCACUGUCUUCUUGGUGUGCAACUUGGUGUGCAACUUUAUCCUGAAAAACUCCCCAGUCCUUAAUGAUUACAAGCAUACCCAUACCAUGAUGCAGCCACCACUAUGCUUGAAAAUAUGGAGAGUGGUACUCAGUCAUGUGUUGUAUUUGAUUUGCCCAAAACAUAACACUCUGUUUUCAGGCCAAAAAGUGAAUUGCUUUGCCACAUUUUUUGCAGUGUUACUUUAGUGCCUUGAUGCAAGUUUUUGAAUAUUUUUUGUUCUGUACAGGGUUCCUUUUCACUGUCAAUUAGGUUAGUAUUGUGGAGGAACCUAAUGUUGUUGUUCUGUUCUCAGUUUUCUCCUAUCACAACCAUUAAACUCUGUAACUGUUUAAAGUCACCAUUGGCCUCAUGGUGAAAUCCCUGAGCGGUUUCCUUCCUCUCUGGCAACUGAGUUAGGAAGGACACCUGUAUCUUUGUUGUGACUGGGUGUAUUGAUACACCAUCCAAAGUCUAAUUAAUAACUUCACCAUGCUCAAAGGGAUAUUCAAUAGCUGCUUUUUUAUUUAUACCCAUCUACCAAUUCGUGCCCUUCUUUGUGAGGCAUUGGAAAACCUCCCUGGUCUUUGUGGGUGAAUCUGUGUUUGAAAUUCACUGCUCGAUUGAGGGACCUUACAGAUAAUUGUAUGUGUAGUUACAGAGAUGAGGUAGUCAUUGAAAAAAUCAUGUUAAACACUAUUAUUGCACACAGUGAGUCCAUGCAACUUAUGUGACUUGUUUUUACUCCUGAACUUAUUUCGGCUUGCCAUAACAAAGGGAUUGAAUACUUAAGGGAAAAAACAGCUCAAUUUAAUCCAUUUUAAAUUCAGGCUGUAACACAACAAAAUGUGGAAAAAGUCAAAGGGUGUGAAUACUUUCUGAGGGCACUGUAGCUAUUUGUAUUAUUUAAUUAAUUGUUUUUUUUGCUUAUCUUUAUCAAGGGUGCCAAUAACUUUGGACUUGACUGUAUAUAUUCAAUUAACAUAAACUAUAAAAACAUUACAUGCACAACAUCACUGUUUGGCUAUUAUAGUUUUUUUAAUGUACAGUCCCUGGUCACUGACAUCUUACAUGAAUGAUAAACUUAUUUGACCAAUCAUCAAGCUUUAGUAAAACCUGCACAACUAAAAACCACAGAUGCACAUGGAAGUGGAGUAAUCCAGAAAGCCCCCUUGUUGUAUUGUAGUGUAUACAGUAUGAUUACACAUUAAGAUGUCUGUGUGUCUGUCUCCCAGGGAAUCGGGACGGCCAGACACGGCUUAUCAAAGAGGGCCAGAACGUGGAGGCGUACCAGUGGAGCGUGGCCGACAGCCGCUGGAUGAAGAUUGGAGAUGUGGUGGGAGGGUCCAACCAGCAGACCUCCAAGAAAGUCAACUAUGAGGGAAAGGUGAGGCGCACCCCAACGUUGGGUGAAUGAUGAUAUCAAUAGAUAGAAUCUUAAUUGUCCUACAAUACAAUUCUGGUGAGCUAAGUCCAGAGUACAGACGCAAGGCAUAAGUGAUUUUCAUCUCCACUUUUAACUGAGGCGAGCUGUCACACAGUGAAUCUCUCAACACAGGUCCAACCCAUUUCUGAAUGAUUUUCCAGGAGUAUGACUUUGUCUUCACCAUCGACAUCAACGAGGGUGGCCCGUCCAUGAAGCUGCCCUACAACAUAACAGAUGACCCCUGGCUGACAGCUCACAACUUCCUGCAGAAGAACGAGCUCAGCCCCAUGUUCCUGGACCAGGUGGCCAACUUCAUCAUCGAGAACACCAAAGGACACACCUUGGGAGCCUCCCCGCCCAGCGCUGCCGACCCAUUCACUGGUAGGGCCACUGAACCAUCUUCAUACUAUAGGCUGCUACAUGACAUGUUUAGACUCUUAACACACACCGCGUGCAAAGUUACUGUAAUAUUUGAAAUAGACCGGCCCAGCCCAGUAGUAUCAACCCAUUCACUGGCCAUUUUCUCUCUAUAGGGUACACUUAGGAUGAUCUUUCCCUCUUCUAACACACAGUGCGCAAAGGUUACCGUAACAUUUGAAAUAGACAGGUCAUGGCAAAUCAAAUUGAGUUUGGAAUACCACACUAACUGUAUUUUCACCCACCUUUUAUCAUGUUCACCAUUAGGCUCAGGCCGAUACAUUCCUGGAGCUGCUGACAACAGAGCAGGCUUUGGGGCUGACCCCUUCACAGGUAAAUAAACACAAAUAUCAUUUUCUUGUAGAUUUCAGUUUGAUGAGGACAUCCUGUGCUAAUACAUUAUUAUGGCCUUUUCCCCAGGCACUGGGCGGUACAUCCCAGGAUCGGGGACUCCUACAGGGGCUCCGGUGGGCGUGGCAGACCCCUUCACAGGUUAGUCACUAUAGCAACUCCUUCAAUGUCUAGGGUUCAAUAAAAGGUUGCAUUAACACUCAAACCUGUUUUUUCCCCCAAGAUAAUUACAUAUAAAAGACAAAACCCAAUAAACUGCUAAAGCAGAAUGAUUUUGUUUGGUUGAGAGUAGGGCUAACACUUCUAACCCCCCCUCUUGUCUUCCCAGUUAGGGUGCCUACUCGUCGACUGCCCGAGGGCAGACCCCACACAUCUACUUCCAAAAACGGACGGGGUGCCUUGAGCAGGCUAACGCCAACAGAUAAUGGGUAAGUAAGUAAUCACUGAACAAACAUGAUCCCUUGAUAUUUUAUUAUAUAUUUUAUCAUACUAAGCAGAAAUAAUCAUGCUAUUUAUUAGCGUACAAACUGAUCACCCAUCAAUUGUGGCUGAACUGAAAUAAUGUGUAUAGCUAUAUGGAAACCUUACGACAGUAAUUUUACAUUUACAUUUUAGUCUUUAUGGCAUACGCUCUUCUCCCAAAGCGCUUACGGAGCAAUUAGGGUUAGUGCCUUUGCUUAAGGCACAUCGACGAUUUUUUUCACCUAUACAUACCGGGUAUUACCUCCCGAUUUGCGCAUGGUCUAAGGCCUUGCAUCGCAGUGCUCGCUGUGCCACUAGAGAUCCUGGUUCGAAUCCAGGCUCUGUCGUAGCCGGCCGCGACCGGGAGACACAUGGGGCGGCGCACAAUUGGCCCAGCGUCGUCCAGGGUAGGGGAGGGGAAUGGCCGGCAGGGAUGUUGGUAGAGCAUGGCAUUUGCAACGCAAGGAUUGUGGGUUCGAUUCCCACAUGAAAAAAAUAAUAUCUAUAAUGUAUGCACUCACUAACUGUAAGUCGAUCUGGAUAAGAGCGUCUGCUAAAUGACGUAAAUGUAAAAUGUAUUACAAAGUGUCUGUUUCAUUCUGAAUAGCGCCUCUGUAUAUUAACGUUGCCCUUCCACCAGCCAAACUGAAGGAGCUGAACAGUGGGGCCCCUGGGGAAUACAGGCUGUCUGAAGAGGUGCUGGGGAGCCUGGAGAAGCUGCUGGUGUCUGUCUGUGACCCCCACGCCUCAGAGCAGCCCACCACAGAGCAGAUCAGUCUGCUCUGGAAGACCUCCCACUGGCCAGAAGGUAGGCUACCACACAUCUUAGACAGGAUUUGGGUUUAUCCCACUAGACUAGUGCAGAGGUGGGCAAUUCUGAUCCUGGCGAGCCGCAAUGUGUGCAGGCUUUUGCUUCCAGUCACUAGCACACCUGAUUUAUACUGAACAAAAAUAUAAAUGCAACAUGUAAAGUGUUGGUCCCAUGUUUCAUGAGCUGAAAUAAAAGAUCAAAGACAUUUUCCAUAUGCACAAAAAGCUUAUUUCUCUCAAAUUGUGGCCAAAUUGGUUUACAUCCCUGUUAGUGAGCAUUUCUCCUUUGCCAAGAUAAUCCAUCCCCCUGACAGGUGUGGCAUAUCAAGAAGCUGAUUAAAAAGCAUGAUCAUUACACAGGUGCACCUUUUGCUUGGUACAGUAGAAGUCCACUUUAAAAUGUGCAGUUUUGUCACACAACACAAUGCCGCAGAUGUCUCAGGUUUUGAGGGAGCGUGCAAUUGGCAUGCUGACUGCAGGAAUGUCCACCAGAGCUGUUGCCAGAGAAUUGAAUGUUCAUUUCUCUACCAUAAGCCGCCUCCAACUUCGAUUUAGAGAAUUUGGCAGUACGUCCAACCGGCCUCACAACCACAGACCACACCAGCCCAGGACCUCCACAUCCGGCUUAUACACCUGCGGGAUCGUCUGAGACCAGCCACCCGGACAGCUGAUGAAACUGUGAGUUUGCACAACCAAUGAAUUUCUGCAGAAACUGUCUCAGGGAAGCUCAUCUGCUUGCUCGUCUUCCUCACCUGACUAGUUCGGCUUCAUUGGGCAAAUGCUCACCUUCGAUGGCCACUGGCACGCUGGAGAAGUGUGCUCUUCAUGGAUGAAUCACAGUUUCAACUGUACCAGGCAGAUGGCAGACACCGUGUAUGGCGUCGUGUGGGCGAGUGGUUUGCUGAUGUCAACGUUGUGUACAGAGUGCCCCAUGCUGGCGGUGGGGUUAUGGUAUGGGGAGGCAUAAGCUACGGACAGCCCAGGACCGACACAUCCGGCUUCUUCAUCUGCGGGAUCGUCUGGGGGGCGGGCAAGGUAGGGCUGGGCGAUAUGGCCAAAAUAUCAUAUCACUGUAUUUUUUAAAACAUUUGACGGUAUGACUGUAUUUGACGGUAUUUUAUGUUUUUUUUUUGCUUUAUGAGUAGUGAGUGACCAUUGGGUGGCAACACAUACAUUCUAAGUGAUUUCAAUGGGUCUUUCUCCAUUCUGAAUGUUUUAUACUGUUCAAUUCAACUUUUCAACUGUUCAAUAAAAAAUGUCUGCAUUUCCAUCAAUUUCUGCAUUUCCUGCACUCAUUUGAGAUCAUUUCCACACUGCCACAUAGGGCUGAACAAUAUGGGCAAACAAUCUAGGCCUUAUUUUUAACCACUUUAACACUUGGGUGAACUGUUGGAAUCAUGGAAAUAGAAUGAUUAUUCAAGUUGUAUAGUUAGAAUAUAAUAGUGGGCAGUGUUUGACAUGACAACAAAUGAUAAUGCCAGAGAGGAGUUUUUGUGACAGGGUAGGAACCAAAGUGUUGACAAGUGUUUCCUAGGGGGCCCUAUACUCUUGGGCUACAUUUUAGCUACUUCAUGUAGCUAACAUAUUCUUGCUUUGGUAUUUGAUUUAGAAGAUACUGUUGCACAAACAACAUGCUGAUUUAGGUCUUCACCAUCACUGGUAUUAUCAGGCUGUAUAGCUAAUUAUGUUUGCUCUGACAUUUAUUAGCUGGCUAGCAAUUAGCAUUAACAGCUAACAGGAUUUAGGUCCAACUUACUAAGAAAAGACAGACUAGCUGUUUGCAGAUGUAAGAAAUACAAAUUGAAAACAGCAUCUUUGUCAUCAACAUUGUUGCAUGUGCAGCAAUGACCAUGCAGCGCCCUUGCCCAGUCAGGUGAAGUCCAUAGAUUAGGGCCUAAUGAAUUUAUUUCAAUUGACUGAUUUCCUUAUUUGAACUGUAACUCAGUAACAUCUUUGAAAUUGUUGCAUGUUGCGUUUAUAUAUUUUUUCAGUAUAGAUAAUCAAGCAAUUAUGGUCAGGUGUGUUAGAGCGGACUGCAAGCCCCCAGCACUGGAAUUGCCCACUCCUACACGUUACCCUCUGAAGUUCUGAUAAGCAUUCUAUUGAUUUACUUCAGUUUCAGUGUUUUAAGAAUAAAAAGCCCUAUCGGCAUUUUCAAGCAUGUGAAACCAUUGCACAUUACAAUAUUUUAACAUAUGGUAAUGUACCAUUUUCAUUGAGCUGUGAUCACCUGUUCUCUCGCCUGUCCUCCAGACAUCGUCUUCCCUGUCCUGGACAUCCUGCGGCUGGCGGUGCGCCACCCGCAGGUCAACGACAGCCUGUGCGGCGGCGACGCGGAUGAUGGCGUGGCGCUCUGCAACCACCUGCUGAGCCUGAUGAAGCCGCAGGGCCGGCCAGCCAAUCAGAUGCUGGCGCUGAGGACACUGUGCAACUGCUUUAGUGGCUGGCGAGGCCGGGCCCUCCUAUUGGCCCAACGGGAGGCCGUCCUGUCCCACGCCGCCGACCUCUGCUCUGUGUGCAACAAGAACAUUCACAUCGCCCUCGCGACUCUCAUCCUCAACUACGCCGGCUCACUCCACGGCCAGCCCGACCUGGACGCCAAGGCCCAGUGUCUGUCUGUGGCCAGCGCGGCACUGGAGUCGGUGCAGGACAAGGAGGCAGUGUUCAGGCUCCUGGUGGCCCUGGGGACCACGGUGGCCUCUGACCAGACGGCCCAGGACCUGGCCAAGUCGCUGGGGGUCACGUCACAGAUCGCCAAGUACACCUCCGUCACCGACCCAGCCAAGGUCGGCGAGUGCUGCCAGCUGGUUUUAAAAGAACUGCAGUGAUCUG
Messenger RNA from Coregonus sp. 'balchen', 14071 nucleotides. The record is from the annotation of a GenBank genome assembly. NCBI's taxonomy places the organism in Eukaryota, Metazoa, Chordata, Actinopteri, Salmoniformes, Salmonidae.